AGCUGGGAUUGAAAGCCACUUGUAACAACCAACAACAACAGGCACAGUCGCGAAAAAGGCAGAGGAGGAGAUAAGAAAAACGAGAAGAAAAAUCGAUGGAUGUUUGGCCGGAGGCGGACAAAAUCUGUACCCGGAAAUUUGGAAGAGGGCCAAAUGGGACCUUUUUCCUGCUGGACGAAUUGAAAGAUGGGAGCCAAAAAAAAAAAGGAAAGAAAAAGAGAACACAAGGAAGACGACGAACAAUUGAGGAACCCGUGUCUAUUAUUGCGCGAGGCCGGCCUUCUAUCCCAUCGCUGUGAGUUGUGUCCGAUCUACGCAAAGAGGUACAUGGUUUUGGAUUCUCGGUUGAUUUUUCCUGUUUCCUUUUAUCUCCAAGCUUGUGGAUGUGAAUAUCCAUCCAUCUUCUUCCGAGCAACAGUUAAUUCGCUCGGACGGACUUCCUGGAGCUAGAAUUUCGGUAGCUCGCUCGAAUUGAAUACGAUCAAAGGAAAAAUUGGUUUUUUUUUUCAGGAAAAUUUUCUAUCUGUGACUCAGAGUUUUCUCCCUCCUUUCCGGGAGAGAAUUCAUGAUGGGGGACAAAUGGAGCGGCGGGGUGACCCGAAUUGUGGACGCCCCGGCCGCCAAGUUGUGGGAGCUAGCCUCGGAUUUUUGCGGGCUGUGCAAGUGGAUGCCCCUGAUCGAGGAGUGCCGGCGCAUCCAAGGCGAUGGCGACCGAGCUCCCGGCUGCGUGAGGCUCGUCGUAGGGACCUCCCUCCCGCGCGAUGACGGCCAAAAGUCCUGGAUCACGGAGAAGCUUGUGGCUAUGGAUCCCAGCGCUCGCUCGUUCACGUAUGUUCUCGAGGAUGGCAACAUCGAUCCACUGUCGAGCGGCUACAGUUCCACUUUCACGGUGUCGGCGAGCGAGCAGGACUCGGCAAAGUCGAGGGUGGAGUGGAGGUUUGAGAUCUCGCGCUGCGAGACGAAGAACUCACGCGAAAUUAUCGAGUUUAUGGAGGCUGUUUUCGCCAAGAACAUCGCCUCCCUUGUUCUUGCCGCGUCAGAGUUGCAAGAGAGCUAAAGUAAGAAGAAUAUAAUCAAUCAACUCUCUCUCUCUCUCUUUCUAAGCGAGCGAAAUCACAAAAAGAAUGGGUUGAAAUCGUGUUUCGUUCAAAGGGGAAAGCUGGAAGAACGAGUAAAGUACUCCAAAGGAUAUAUAUACAGCAGUACUGUGAAGGCAA
Molecule: messenger RNA, 1217 nt
Organism: Selaginella moellendorffii
Lineage: Eukaryota; Viridiplantae; Streptophyta; Lycopodiopsida; Selaginellales; Selaginellaceae
Product: lachrymatory-factor synthase
Exons: 4
Coding region: 566-1057 (163 amino acids)
Source: RefSeq, a predicted model, not a curated record